CAACUACGAUGGCGAGAACAGACGAAGUCGACCCCGGCUAUGUUGCACUCCCUCUCGAUCUCCAGCGCAGAAUAGACAACGCAUUCGACUCUGCCCUAUCCUCCUCUGGCUCUCCUCCUUCAAAGCGUCGCAAACUAGAACAAGAUCAGGCACCCGCACCUGGCGGUUUCCUUCUCGACGACGCCCCUCCUGGUGGCUUCUUGCCUGACGAGCCCCAGUCGUCUGAAGACCAGGACGAUCAGGAGAUCGUGCAGAGGCAUAUCCCCCUCUCCCUCAUUCCUACCGCCCUCCAGAUCCUCGACCUCCAACCCGACGACGAGGAUGUGCUCUCCGUCUUCCGCAACGCUGCCUCCGGAUGGAACGAUCGCUCGACUUCUCAGUCUGGCGAUCCGCUAGACGCUCUCGUCACCCGCAAGGAUUGGCGUGCUGUCUGCGCGGCCCUUCUCGACCCCGGUCUGGCCGGAGACGACGACGUGGACAUGGGCGGGGAUCAAGACCCCCCUUCCGGGUCCGAAGCUGGCGUUCCCCCCGGCGACGAGCUCUCUGAUUCGGGCGAAGAAUAUAUGCAGUCUUUGAGCAGUGGAUCCGAUGCUUUCGGAGUCGACUCAGACGACGAGUACCGGGAAGGCGGCUUCCUCCCCGCCAAGAACGCCAAAGGCAAGGCCAUCUCCAAGGUGGCGCCCUCUUCGCCCAAGUCCCGACGAGGACGCGGCCGUAAGCGUUCCAUCUCGUCCGAAGAUGGCGACAAAGACGACGCAAAACAACAUGGAUUGAGUGCCCGACAGAAGAAAGAAUGCCGUGCUACGUUCGCGCUCUUCUUCCCCGACGUUCCAGACGCGAGUCUCGACGCGCAGCGGAUCCGAAUCAAAGAUAUCACACGCGUAGCAGCGCUGCUGAAAGAGAAGAUCUCAGCUGAAGAGACAGUGGAGAUGCUCGACGCGUUCUCCACAGCCGCCGACAGGUCGAUGGGGCUCGCAGACUUUGAACGAAUGAUGGUCGCGGCCAAGCUAGCUUAAGGAAAGAACAAACUAUGAGCGUGGUCUGCAGCGGCGAAGAAAGCUGUCCGGACAUUAAUUGGGGUGGCCCGAUGGUGUGCGUCUAUUCGCGUCUCGCAGAGGGCCGAGGGAAAGGAAGGUUUUGGUGCGAGAGCUUUUAGCUGGCUUCGGAAGACGAGCUGGCCUUGGGGAACAUUUGCACUCAUUGACGGGCAAUCCACCUGCCUUGAAUAGCGACGGGAUCUGGUAAUAGGCAAGGUUUGGUACCCACGCUCCAGGUACCCCGCAGUCGGAUUCCGCAAUCGUUUUCGAGACAUUUGACCACGCAUACUUAGGUGACGCCUGCAACCGAACCAGCGCCGGAUGGACGCCCGGUUAACUUUCGCGAGCGUCGCCGUCCCGAGCUCGCUCUCUCCCGCGUAAUUCGUCGUCCGUGCCUUGCGUUUGUUUCCGCCAGUGUCCUUCAUUCCUCCGCCCACACAAGAUCCGUCUCUGCUUCGGCUUCAUUCCCCCUCCAUAGUCAGCAGGGCGCCGCCCCGUAACUCUUGCAUCGGGCCUCCCACGCCUGUUGCUACCUUGUGUCAGGUCCUUGAUGGCCUCUACCCUCCUCGCUCUUUCUCGCCGCUCAUAUCCAGCUUCCAGCCACUCAGAGCCCAUCUUCGGGUCAGCAGCCGGACCAUGUUUUCUCCCAUCUCUCUCCAUCCCACCUCGCGUACCCCUUACGGCGCUGUGACAUACCCUCCGAGAUCCAUGCCUAUCCGCAAGUUUCAUCGCAGCCCAUGAUGAGCCGGUCCUUGACAGUUCCAUACGGUCUCUGCGCGCUAUCCGUUGGCUUUACAGCUGCCCGAUGCGGGGGCUUCCAUACGUUGACAGCGAUUCGGAAAUCAAUCAACCUCAAUCGCGUCUUUCCCCAGACCCUAUAUAUAGUCCUCCCGCCCUGGGGAACCUUCGUGGUUCGUCGCCCCGCAUCCACAUCCUCGAGUUACCCAGGCCUACGCGUCGCAACCUCCC
Molecule: messenger RNA, 2006 nt
Organism: Dichomitus squalens LYAD-421 SS1
Lineage: Eukaryota; Fungi; Basidiomycota; Agaricomycetes; Polyporales; Polyporaceae
Exons: 3
Coding region: 9-1016 (335 amino acids)
Source: RefSeq, a predicted model, not a curated record